Capronia coronata CBS 617.96 is the source of this 3222-nucleotide messenger RNA. RefSeq lists its product as uncharacterized. Gene Ontology annotation, molecular function: protein binding. The transcript has a single exon. Gene Ontology annotation, biological process: positive regulation of TORC1 signaling. NCBI's taxonomy places the organism in Eukaryota, Fungi, Ascomycota, Eurotiomycetes, Chaetothyriales, Herpotrichiellaceae. Gene Ontology annotation, cellular component: cytoplasm. The coding region runs from base 1 to 3222 and encodes 1073 amino acids. The record is from RefSeq and is a predicted model, not a curated record.
AUGGAGUCCGCCAUUCGCUUCUCGCAGAACUCCCUGCCGGGGAUCGAUCAGAGGUUCUUAUACGUGGACGUGACGGGCAAAACAUUUAGACUCUGCAAGAUCACCAAGGAAAGUAGGGCCAAGGUUCAAUAUGAGGCGGUCUGCACAUCGACAAAGGUGCCGGCUUUCCGAGCCUUCGACUGGCACCCGGUGAACGAGGAGCUGGUUGUUGUUGGACAAGCCGGUGGUGAAGCCACACUCUUGAACAUAGCCGAGAGUCAGCAAGACUCGCUCUCGUUCCAAGUGAGGAGUCAGCGGUUAUGUAAUUCCGUGGCCCUCAAUACUCAGAAUCUGUUGGCGGCUGGACUCGACAAGGUCCGGACAGACUUUUGUUUGAACAUCUGGGAUUUCAACCAGCGUCUUCCUGCCCCAGGAAGUAAAGGCUUCUCGAAGAACUACUCGGAUCCUCUUCACAAGCUUGCAAGUGGAGAGCCAAUCACCAGCUUGAAGUUCUUUCAAGAUGAUCCCCAUCUCCUGGUGGCAGGAGUCAAGGGCCAAUUUGUCAGACUGUAUGACCUGAGAGAGCCGAGCGUCGGGAACGGGCUGCAGUUUGCGACACGUUGUGUGCAUAAUCUGGCCAUUGAUUGGCGCGACGAGAAUUAUUUUGCGUCCUGCUACCCUACAAACGAUCCGUCAAUAUGUAUUUGGGACAGGCGCAUGAUCAGCCGCGUCAAUGCUCCGCACUUGAGUUUUGGUGGCGGAUCGAACUCUGACAAUCGACAGCCAGAGGUCUCGCUGGAGCUGAAGAAUGUGAUCGAAAGCCCUGGCACGAUUUGGAGUUUACGCUUUUCCAAGGCUGAACGAGGCUGUCUGGGUGUCCUUUCGAGCACUGGACACAUGAAAGUGUUCAACAUCACCAAAGAUUUCAUGAACGACACGCGCAAUGUCGAGCAGGAUACGGGCAACGACCUGUCUUGGGAAACGACAGCGCCCCACGAUGUCUUUCUCGACCGUGCCCAAGAAGUCGCGAAAUCAUAUUCACGUCCUUCCGUCCAGCAUGAUGAAAAGUCUAGAAUCGUCUCAUUUGACUUCAUGACAUCGACCACGAAAUCAGGACAAUCUAAGAUCUUGGGUCUUGAUGGAUACGGAAGCAUUCGAGUCACUUCGACCAACCCCUUACCAGAACCGACGGCUUUCUCUAGUGUUGGCUUUCUCUGCAAGGGCGAAUUGGUUGUCGGGCGGCCUGCGGCAGAACCUCUUGAACCGAGCCAUACUCUGGAACAAAUCCGACGACAUGCGCAACCACGGAACGUGCUCAAACAGGCGUUCAAGCAGUCUCGCCAGAAUAAAGCCGCUCUUGACAAGAGGAAAAUGUCCAGUCUGGAUGAUCAAGCGUGGCACGCCGAUCUAGGCUAUUACGAGAAGGAUGUACCGCUUGCAGAUAUCCUGACAUUGAUGUCGGCGCAACGAUUGCGCUGCAAAGCCGGCUAUUUGUUGGACCCAUCCAGGAACAAAGCCAUCGCUUCUGAUUCUCACUGGUUACAAUCGUUUUGGGCAUGGGUCGAACGUGCGACUAAGAUCUCGAGGAACGGCAAUAUGACACAGGACAACUUCGAUUUCUCCUACAUUGGCGUAUGCGGUCUCUGGAUGGAAGAUAUCAAGGGCAAGAAUCGGACGUUGGGCCCCAGCUCCAACCAAAUGGCCAAAACCAUUGAGAGUUUGGUUCGUCGCCUGAACAUCGCCCCGGUGAAGGGCUCACCAUCAGAAUAUGCUGCUAACAGGCAACUUUGCUUGCACUCCGCUGGAUUGGCCUGGUCUUAUGAAGAACUUGAGACCAUGGUCAAACGGCUCGUAGCGCAAAAUCAACAUACCAAGGCGGCGGCGCUGGCCAUGUUCGCCCUGGAACGAAAACUUGCAUACAAGGCGCUUCGCAGCAAAAACUCCACCCAAUCUCUCAAGAUGCUUGCAAUGGCCAUAGCAGGCGCUGCGAGGAGGAGAAAUGGUGAUGAAACAGGCACAACUACCGGCGAAGAGUCAGAUGCUCAAGACGACUGGGCCGACACCAUCGCCUCAUUGGCCGAGGAUCUGACUGACCCGUAUGCGCGUGCCAUCCUCGCUUAUGUCAAGACGGGAGACUGGGCAAAUGUUGCCAGGGAAGGAUCUCUCCCACUUAAAUACCGAGUCUGUGUGGCCCUCCGACAUUUUGAUGAUGACGCCCUCACACGGUAUAUCUCUCAAGCAACCCAAAACGCCGUAGAGGAGGGUGACAUCGAAGGGAUCGUACUUACGGGAACUGGCACGCAGCAGGGGUUUGACCUGAUGACGGGCUAUAUCCAGCGCUUUGGAGACUUACAGACUGCCGUGCUGGCUCUUGCGCCUACGAUACCACGAUAUGUUGACGGUGAAAAAGUUGUGCGCAAAUUCGACGGCUGGAAGAACACUUACAGGAACAUGAUCAAUAGCUGGAAUCUCAAAUUCGAGCGAGUACGGUUCGACAUUGCAUGCCAGAAAGCUGCUGUUGACGAGGGUGGCAGACGACUUAUCCCGCCUGCAAAACAGCAAGUACGCCUGGUCUGCGGGUUUUGCGCCCAAAGCAUAGCUCAUACAGCCGGGACGAAUGGCGACAGCGGUCCGGGCAACAAAGUUGUCGAAACGGCACAACAUCCUUUGACAAAGGAGAAGGCCGCAGCAAUUGGGACUGUCUGCCCCAACUGUGGUCGACAUCUGCCACGGUGCGGCGUGUGCGACUUCUGGCUCGGCGUUCCGGACGAGUCCUACAUGCCUUGGUACGGGCCGCAACAAGCAUCGAAACUUAAUGGGGUGACAGACAUGAGUGCUAGCAUGACUGGCAGCAUCCAAACCACGAUAGGGCCAGGGCCGGGGCCUGUGAAUGGAGCCUCAAAGGGGACCGAGUCGCCCAGGUUGAGGCAGCCAAUGCAAACGCCGAACACUUCGAAGAAAUCAACUGCAACAGGGUCCUCAACACCCACGGCCAUCCCUCCUUCCCAUACAAGUUUAAGUGAUGCUGUCCGCAGCCUUACCGGGACCGUGCCUUUACUCUCCGGUAUGGACGACGACGACGAGGGACAGGAGAUGUCUCAAAUUUGGGAUGUUGCUAUGUCCAGAUUCACGGUGCUGUGCUUGAAAUGCUCACACGGUUGUCAUGCUGGUCAUGCAAGGAUGUGGUUCGAACGACAUCAGGUGUGUCCCGUACCAGAGUGCAGCUGUUUGUGCAAUGCAUGA